This is a messenger RNA of Stegastes partitus (bicolor damselfish), 5199 nucleotides long. RefSeq names its product centrosomal protein 63 (gene cep63). The record is from RefSeq and is a predicted model, not a curated record. The coding region runs from base 320 to 2389 and encodes 689 amino acids. The transcript has 14 exons. Lineage: Eukaryota; Metazoa; Chordata; Actinopteri; Pomacentridae. Gene Ontology annotation, biological process: centriole replication; de novo centriole assembly involved in multi-ciliated epithelial cell differentiation. Gene Ontology annotation, cellular component: centriole.
CAUUGUAGCCAAAGUAGUUGUUAGUUGUACAGUGAGUUCGGUUAUUUAUGUAAACAAAUGUAGUUGGACACACUGAAACUUGACACAGUUUACUGAUAACAUUUGCUAACGAUGGUGGAAACUUAACCUAUCGUUUAGUCGUCGUUGUUGUUAAUGUUAACUCAAGCAACUUGGUCGCUGCGGCUCAGUUUGGUUAUGGUUAGUAACGGUCAUGCUGUUUGGUUGCUUGUUGAGUUAAUGUAGCUCGUAGUGGGAGACACGUCUCCACAGAGCUAUACGUUACUGAGAAGACUUAAACAGCAGCAUCAUUUUGAACCAGAUGGAGACAUUUAUGGGAUCAAUGCAGAGUCCCGAUUUAAGCUCUGUCCUGUCAUCAUGUGAGCCGGAGCUCCAGGAGCUGAUGAGACAGAUUGACAUCAUGAUCAAUCAUCAGAAGAGGGAGUGGGAGGCUGAGAUCCGGGCCUUGGAGCUCCGGCUGAAAAGUGGAGAAGAGGAACUUAUAACCUCAAGAAAUAUUAUUGAACGGAGGGACCUUGAGAUCAAAUUGAUCCGCAAGCAGCUAGAAGAUGUCCAGAGUGAUCGACAAGACUUAGUUACCAAAUAUGAGCAACAACUGCAGAAAGUUCGAGAAGAGUUGGAUAAACUAAAAAGAAGUUACUACAAGCUUCAGAGAAAACACCUGAAGGAGUCCAGUGAAGGAGCAAAAGAGGCAGACAUUUCAAAGGAGUACCAUCAGCACUCUGCCGAAUGGGAGCAGCUCCGCUCCCAGUACCAGAAACAGCUGACAGCACUGGAAGCCCAGAAUAAGAGCCUGACCAAUGAGCUCUCACACGUGAAGUCCCAGUUGACAUCGCGGCAGUUGGACAGGGAGCACAGGGAGUGUUGUUUUGAGCUGCAGCAUCUGUGCACUCAGCUGGAGAAGGCUCAGGGCAGUUUGCACUCGCAGGAGCUCGAACUGGAGCGUCUCCGACCUCUUGAGAUGUGGCUGGGACAGUCUCAGAGGGAGCAGCAGCUGCUCUCAGAGGAACGCGAGGAGCUUCACGCCACGCUGGACUGUCAGGACACAUUUGUGCAGAGAACCAGUCUUGAGCGGCAACAGCUGCGUAAUGAAGCUGCCCGACUCAACCAAGUGCUGCAAGCUAAAGAUCAAGUCAUUCGAUCUCUGGAGGACUGCCUGGCAGCUCAGGGAUGUGCUGGUGUGGAAACCCUCAGAAAAGAUCUGGAGAGGACGGCAGCCAAGCUUCAGUGUGCACAAGCAUGUGAGGUCCAUCUCAAGGCUGAACUGGCUUGUCUCAAAGAGAGACUGGAGACAGUGGGCAAACAGAGAGGUGACCGCUCAAAGAUGGAGCAAGAGCUGAGGAACCUAAAAGCAGAAAGUGACUCUGCUGUUGCUGAAAUGAAAAAGCUCAGAGAGGAGCUUCAAAGGGCCAAGCAGACUCACAGCGGAGAGGUUGAGGGAAUGAGGAAGGAGGUGUCGAAGCUGACCGGAGAGCUGCACCAGCGUGACCUUACCAUCGCCUCGCUGAGCGGCUCUUCAUCCAGCAUCAAGCAGCAGCUUCGUGGCGAAACAGAGCGAGCAGAACAGAAGGCAGCCGAGCUUAAAAUGACUCAGAUACAGCUGGAGACUCUACAAACUGAGAACCAGCAGCUGAAAGGUCUGCUGCAGAGACUUCCAUCUCAGUCACCCAAGACGGGAGACUCCUCGCUUGCUUCACUGAGGGAGAGUUAUGUCUCUUCUCUGAGUAGCCUGGAGCAGGAGAACCGGCAGUUGAGGCAGGCGCUUGGUGAGAUGAAAUCACAGGUUGAGGUCUCCAACCAGACCUCUCAGGAUAAAUAUGAGCGAGCUGUGCUCAGCCACGCAAUCAUGGACCAACCAGAGUCUGCUCAGGACAGGCUGCAGGACGAUCUGCAGGCCUCAAAAGCGAAGCCGCAGGAGAAGAGCACUCACUAUGAAGGGGAGAUCCAGAGGCUCUUUAAAGAGCUUCACACCCUGUCGCCUUCCCCCACGGAGCAGCCAAGCAGCCAGGCCCAAGACUUCAGGCCUCAUUCAUCCUCCUCCUUAUGCAGCAGCAGCACCAGGCUGUCCAGGAGAGACUCGGUGCCUGUGUUAAAUGUCAAUGAAUCUGCUGCUGAAGACUCUCCGACCUCAGGGUCCAGAGAAAAAGUCACUCCCUCGCCUUCUUCUGUGGAGCUUUUGCCAGCGUCACCUGCACAGGGCAUGGUCACCCGUUUCCUGGAGGAGGAGAGCUUACGGACUGAGGAGCUGCUGCAGAGGCUGGACAGCCACAUCCAGGGUAUGAAAGAGGACACCAUGAAGACGGUGACCAAGUACCUGUCAGGUGGCUCUGGGCCCGAAUCCGCUCAGACAUCUGUGCAGAAUGGUCAGUGAUUAAGUCACAGCAGUGAGAGUAAUGAUUGGCAUUAUUAUAUUUAAGAAUGACAGCAGAUAAGAAGGUUUCUGCCUCAUUUGAUUGAACUUUAAAACAUCUGUUCCUAUUCUUCCAUGUUUUGCACAUUUGAGAUCAUUAUGGCAGCUGAGAGCUUUGAAUUCACCCAAGUGUUUCUUAAGAACUGUCAGCAGUAAAGGCAACGUUUUAUCACAAGCCGCCAAAUAUGUUACAGUCCCUAAAUCUAACUGUGGCCCAUAGGAACCCCUAACAUAUGAGGUGCCACAAAGCUGCUCCAGUUCAAAACACGUUUAAUCACACAGAACCAAGGAAUACUAACAAAAAACUGAAGAAAAGUAAAAGAGACAUGAGCCAAAAGAGUGAGAAAGCCCUGAACCGUGCCAGUGGACCGUUGAAGUAAGGAUUCUCCCCUAAACUAAAGCCAGCCAUCUAAACUAAUGAAACCAAAACCAAAAGCAGGACCGCUGGUGACUCAUCUAAUAAUUAGCAAAGCAGAAACUGCAGAGUUGAGUUAAAAGAUGUGCCAAAAAAAAUCAUAUGGCAAUUGUUUUGACAGAUGAUUUUAGUGGGCCUGGUAAUUUUUGCAUUUAAUUUCUACAGAAAAAAAUCUAAAAAUGAUGAUUCAUUCAGUCCGUACCAAACAAGCGUGUUCCCUUAUGUCUGGAAAGUAUCAUCAGUAGGUGUGGGACGUCUUUGUAGCACCAAAAUACUCAAUUUCUAGUCAAAUGUUUUGACACAUUUGUACCUUUUCUCAAAAAUGUGCAGCUUUGUGUUUGUCUAUAUUGUGCUUGUGACCAUUCUUUGAUUAGUUGUUCAGCCGAACUGCAAACACAAGAGAGAAACUGGUCAGAUUCCCUGGCCAAAGAAGAAGUUACUGAAAAUAAUGAGAAGAAAAAAGCACAAGCGUAGAGACAUGUUUGAUUAGCUCUGUUGACUACUUGUGAUUUUUUUCCUUUUUUUGUGUAUUUUAUAUUUAUCGAAGUGAACUGUUUCAGCUCUUGUGUGUAUUGGAAGUAGAGUUCACAUUAAGUUGAUCUUAAAGAGAAAACACUGACAAAGGCCACUUGAUUAAAUGUUAUGUGCCAACUCACAUCUUGUGUUACAAGUUGCAACACAAAGACUUCAACAAGCUUUCUGGACAUGUUCAGGUAACGGAGACUCACUGCCAUGGGUUCGUCAUCCAAAACACACGGCAGAAAGAUAAACAAACUGACCUACUGUUUCACACCAAUGGGAAUCAUUCAUACAGGUGCUGACAUAAAGCUGCAGCUGUAGAAUGUUGCUUUACCUUGUGCUCUCUGUUUAGCUCCCGGGCUGGAACUAAUCAAUGUUUUCAGUUUUUGAGAAGCUUGUAAUACCUAAACUUUGUCACCUUUGCUGCUUCAAAAUAAUCAAAUCAUCAUUUAGCAACUUUAUGCUGCUGUUCUUAUCAGUUACCCAAAUAAUAGCCUCUGGUCAUUGGAAAAGGACUAUAAAUAACUGCACUAAAUGCAUGAAUUAAGCUGGAUUUAUGUUCUGUCUUAACUGCAUGUAGAAUAAUGUUGGAAAGUCCCUCCUCCUACACGUUAUCAACUCUGGCUCUGGUGCCACCAUGAGUAACUUUCAAACCCAACAGUCCAACCUUCACACCUUCUUCAUCCUGUGGACUCGGUUAUUGCACUCCUUGGUUUUUUUAAAAAACAUUUGUUACGAAACUUCUUGUGGCACUCGUCAUGUGAGCGACCCAUUGCAGCACCAUCAGCGUCUCCCUGGAGAGACUGUCGGAAAUUUUCACGCUGUUUUUAAAUGAUAUUGCGUCUCUCUGCGACGGCUGGCUUUUCACGCCUCCAUCCAGUGUGGCCUUUCGGAACGACUAUAAACACAUCUGAUUUCCAGCGUGGGUGGACAGUAUGUCUUCAGAAGUAGUUCUGAGAGACCAUAACUCACACGGCCAUUUCAACAUCACAGACAUAACUCACAAACUCAGCAACAGCCCUGCUCAGGCUAACUGUUUGUGGCAUAUCUGAAGUGUUACGCUUUAUGCUACACUUUUUCCCUUCAGGCUUGGAUGACGUCAGACCUCUGUGCGAUUCCACCAAGAAAAACACGGAGAUGUGAUUGCUUUUAUGAACAGAGAGAUUGCUGUUUAAGCUUAUGUCGCCAUUUUGUGAGUAAGGUAUGACUUAUAUUUGUGCAGGCGUAACUCAGACCUAGUAUGCAGUACGUUUGUUUUUACUUAUUUUUCAAACCUGCAACCUGACAGGAAUUAAAUCGACCAAUCAGCUUGAUCGAUGGGAAGGUUCGUACAACACACAUACGUUUUUUUUUUUUUAUUUGGGAUGGGAGCUUCUGCAACCUGUAUUUACUGCUAAUACAUUCUUUGGUAUGUCUGUGGAGAUGUUUACGUGUAUCAUCAGAGGACCAUAAUUACAGUGUAUGAGGCGUGACUAAGAAGCGAGACUGCACCUGUAAAAACCAAAAAUCUAAAAGUCUACCUGAUUUAACCCUCUGAACCCAAGAAACCCCUAGCCGUUUAAGUGACAUAUUGUUUUUAGGAAUUAACAAAAUUACAUUAUUUGUCAGAGCAAGAAGCCGUAAAACAGCAAUCUGUGCUUCUUUGGCACAACUGUGACACCAGUAGUGACUCAGCUGAACUGUGUUUACACAGAUUUGAUAGGGGACAAGAGACAAAUUAAAAAUGUAAAUGGUAAAAUAUCUGUAGCAUAUAGAGUCCCUCUUGGAAAAACAUUGUACAUGGCGAUGCCAGGUUUGUUUGUUUUAAUUUUUGUAAAAUAAAUAUUUAAAACAUGCA